AUAUUUUUUAAAAUUGUUACUGUUGCACGGAGAACACUUUUCGUAUAACGAUAAUGUUUAUUAAUAGUAAUCGACAUAAUUAUCAAUAUAUAUUGGUGAAUUAUGUAACUCGAUGAAAUUUUAUAUUCUAUUAUUAAGCAAUGUGCAAGUACAUCUUGAAGCUGAAUUCCGUCGAACCGAAUUCAGUUUUGAAGUUAUGAUUAACGAAGAUGUCGAGGAAGAAGUUCUUGCGCUUUACAAAAAUGAAAGGUGGGAGGAUAUCGUUAACUUAGAUUGUACCUUAAGCGAAUUAGAUAAGAACAAAUUAUUUUGGGUGUUACCCACUAUCAACGAUUUGCAAUGGAUGAAAGAUAUAAUUGAUAAAUACAAUAUAGUUGGAUUAGCAAGCAUAGGAUGUGGAUGUGGAUUGUUCGAGUGGUUGUUUCAAAAAUAUUCUGGUUUGAACGUAAUCGGUAUAGAGUUGGAUCACUCGUGGUGGCGCAGUAAAUAUUCUCCACCUUUAUUUUUAGAGAAUAUGAUUUUCGUUCGUGGAAACAGUACGAAAAUUUAUCUACCAGAAAAUUACGCUCUUCUUUUUUGUUAUUUUAACAACGGACCAGCGUUUUGUAAUUAUAUCGAGAAUUAUAAAGGAAAUCUUCUUUUUAUCGUUGGACCCAAAGAUGGUCAAAAUCGUUCGACGGAUCCAAUGCCUUUCGAUGCAAAAUUUAACAAAUAUGGCUGGAAGUUAAUAAGUUAUAAAAACCUAGAACGGACAAAUGAUUGCGUUGCAGUCUAUAGUAAAUAAUUUUCGUUAAUAAUUUAUGGUAUAAUGCUACUUUAAUUAAAAUAUGAUAUCAAGCAACUUUCAUCGAAAAAAGAAAGAAAAUAAAAUAAUUAAGAC
Megachile rotundata (alfalfa leafcutting bee) is the source of this 880-nucleotide messenger RNA. RefSeq lists its product as uncharacterized. NCBI's taxonomy places the organism in Eukaryota, Metazoa, Arthropoda, Insecta, Hymenoptera, Megachilidae. The record is from RefSeq and is a predicted model, not a curated record.